Athalia rosae (coleseed sawfly) is the source of this 3722-nucleotide messenger RNA. RefSeq names its product PHD finger protein 14. The record is from RefSeq and is a predicted model, not a curated record. Gene Ontology annotation, biological process: regulation of transcription by RNA polymerase II. The coding region runs from base 394 to 3213 and encodes 939 amino acids. The transcript is spliced from 14 exons. Lineage: Eukaryota; Metazoa; Arthropoda; Insecta; Hymenoptera; Athaliidae.
AAAAUACCUUGACGCUGAUGUUCUGAUAACGUUCUGAUAUCGUUGACUAAAGAUCGGUUUGGUAACGUUUAACUUCCUUGUUUAAAAAUUACCGCCGCAGGAGGCAAAAUUCACCAUGGCUAACGAAUAUGCGCAAAAGAAAUGCGCUGCCAUCGUCACAAAUUACACAAGUGUAUGCAUUUGGUCCAUUGAAGCAUGAAGUUAGAGCUUUCCAAGUUUCACAAAAACUGUUUAUUCUAUUAUUACUUCAUGAGACCGAAUAAACAUGAGGGCCCGAAUAAUUUCUCCCUCAAAUAGUAUUCUCAAUUACACAUUCUGAGAAACACGUGUUCAACUUCUGCGGACCCAAACUUUUUGUAUCGAAUGCACGGACCCUGUGUUUAAGCCAGCGAGAUGUCUCAGGACGACGACGUAGGAUUUUUGUACAAAACAAUGAUUGAACGUGAUCCUAAAAAAAGGCGAGUGAAGCCUGUGGAUUCUGCUCAGCAAUCACUACUUGAUUUUGACUUGGGUGAAAGUUCCGAUGACAGCGAUUUCAGAAUUGAAGACCACUGCGAGGAGUCUGAUGACGAUUCUGUUGAUUCCAAUGACGUUGGAAAAGACGAGGAUGAAGAUGAGUCAGAUGGGACUGAUGAUUCUUUGGAUGAGCCAUUGGUUUGUGGAAAGGGCAUGACUGUGUGUGAUGUCAUUGAACAAGCACGUCAACAGGCAACUAAAGUGGGACAGCUUGAUGAAAAAGUAACAAAAGUUCUAAUUUGUUGCGGAUGUUUAGGAGAUAGAAGCGAUGACAUCAAUGAAAUAGUGGAAUGUGAUGGAUGUGGAGUUACAGUCCACGAAGGUUGUUAUGGUGUUUCUGAUGUUGAAAGCUUCUCUAGCACAGACUCACUCUGCCAGUCUGCACCAUGGUUCUGCGAGGCAUGUAGUGCAGGUGUUGAUGAUCCAUCGUGUGAACUGUGUCCCAAUAAAGGAGGAAUUUUUAAAGAGACUGAUGUUGGAAAGUGGGUUCAUCUUGUAUGUGCUUUAUAUGUCCCUGGAGUUGCUUUUGGAGAGGUGGAUCGCCUAGCAAGUGUAACCCUAUUCGAGAUGGCAUACAGCAAAUGGGGUGCAAAGCAGUGCUGCUUAUGUGAAGAUUCUCGUUAUGCACGAACCGGUGUGUGCAUAGAAUGUGAUGCAGGAAUGUGUCACACGUACUUCCACGUUACUUGCGCACAAAGAGAGGGUUUAUUAUCAGAGGCUCACAGCGAAGAAGUGGAUCAAGCUGACCCAUUUUAUGCCCAUUGUAAAUUACACUCUGACAAAACGCUAGUUCGACGUCGUAGACGUAACUGGUUAGCUCUUCAGCUUCGUGCCCAAUAUCGACAACAGUUGCACCUACAACCUGAUCAUCUUGAUACUGAGGAACAACGCAGGAUUCAAAGAAAGUUAGCAAAACAUAGGCACAAGUAUUUGGCGCAUAAAGCAUCAAGGCCACCGCCUUGGGUACCUACGCAAAAAAUGCCACGCCUUCUGACAACAUCUGCAUCCGCAUGUCGACAAUUGGCAAAGAAAGCUGAGUUGAUGGGAGUGGAUACUGCAGCUCUUGAAGCCCAAGAGGCUCAGCUGGUUGCUUUGGUAGAUGUUAGAAAAAAGUGGCACAUUCCUCCUGCGUUUAGUGUAGAAUUUAUUGGCUACUAUCUCGACCGAAAUUUACGUGUUGCUUCAAUGAAGCGGCGGCUCCAAGAACACUUAGAUGUUAACUCUCAAUUGUUGAAUGAACAACAAAGGUUAGAUAGAAAGUACGACGAAGUGACCAAAGAUAAUGAAGAUCAAAUUCGUAUCAACGUUACUUUGAAAGAAAAGAUUGAAAUGUAUCAUCAGCUACUCAGAUCAGCUGGUUACGUCAAACCACUACCACUCAUCGGUGAUCUAACUAAGCCCAGGAUACCAACUACUCUUGGUACAGGUCUCGGGGUGCCAACUGCAGCGGCGUUGAAGAUGGGAGUUGGUUUUCCGCUACCUGUAGGCAAAGGUGGUGAAGGUGGAAGGGAAGGCCGUGUUUUGAGCAGUCAAGCUCACGACCACAACCAUAAAGGAGAUCUAACGUUGAGGCAUCAGUGUGGAAUUUGCCGGAGAGCAACCGACCAACACUUACUUGCUAAGUGCGACACGUGCCAUCUUCACUACCAUUUGUCUUGUCUCAGUCCACCUUUGGCACGUAUGCCAAAGAAGACGAAACUCAUGGGCUGGCAAUGUUCAGAGUGUGAUAAAGAAUCUUCGGGAUCAGAAGUGGAACAUGUAGACACAUCAGCGCCCAGAAGGUUAAGACACUGCAAGGAUGAUGCCAGCCCUUCCUUCAUCCCAGUUUUAGAAACACAGAUUCCCGCUGCUCUAGAUACACCAACUACGUCAAAAAUUGUUGCUGCCACUGAUAUUACAACAGCGAUCGCUACAAGCCAAGAACCGCCCACAACGCCAAAGCUGACCAUAAAACCUAUGGGGCCACAACCUCCUUUCAUGGAAAAAAUGCUGACAGAGGCAACUGUGCCUCACCCACAACUGACAAACAAUCUAAAUUUUACUCCAAGAGAAGGUUCACCACAAUACAUGGUGGCAUCUGCAGACGGCACUGAAACUAUAUCACAAAGAAGUGGAAAGAAACGAAGAAGGGAAAAACAUAAGAGAUAUACACCUGAUCCAAUCACGGGAGUUAAACAACGUAAACGAAAACACAAAAGGAAGAGCUUGGAUAUUGAAAAUCCCGAAAUGCAAGGUCAGCCAGAAGUGCAUAGAAGAAUCACCAUUAAGAUCAAGCCAAUUCCACGACCUGAAGGUGAAAUAGCGUCAGAAUCAAGUCCACAAAUGUUCGUUGCUACUUCGACUAGUACCGAAAUCACACCGCCACCGCCAGUUCUUAAGCUACCAUUGCCACCGCCACCGCCACCACCUCCCCUGCCAACCACUCCGUCAACUCCUGUUACAACUCCAAGUAGCAGUAAUACUAAUAGUAGAUUAUCUUCGGGUAAUUUAAAAAAAGGAAAGGAAGCAGAUCUUCUAACCCAGUGCGACGUCUGCAACACCCCCGGAACGAAUCAGAACCUUGUCAGGUGUGACGAAUGCAAAAAAUGCUAUCAUUUCACAUGCCUGGAACCACCAGUUAAGAAAUCACCUAAAAGGAGAGGUUACUCGUGGCACUGUGCAGAUUGCGAUCCGAGUGCAUCGGAGUCCGAGAAUUGACUAAUUGAAAACAAUCUGUGGCUGAAAUCUACGUUUCACGAGCUCCAGAAAAAAAAUUGAUGAUAAUAACGGAAUACAAUAUAGCUCUAACUAAUUAUCUAAUUAUGAUAUGAUGUAAGAUACUAUUAGUUUUCUCCCCCUAAUUUAAUAUUAUCCACAGUGUUUUAUCUAAAAUAUUAAGGAGUAGUUUACAUACUACUAGAGAUAGAUAUAUCCCGAGUCAAUUCAAUGCCAUGUUCCGAUUUCUUUUACUUUUCUACCUAUGAUUAGGUUGAAAUAUCUUAUUCAAGGGAUAAUUCAUUGAAUUUGUUCAAUGUAUGUAGAACCCCAUUUUUCUGAUCGCGUUGCUGAUAAGUUUUCAAAUGAAAAAUUGUAAGCAAGAAUUGUCAAAAGAACAAGAAGCGAAGUUGUGUUACUUACCUCCCUUAACUAGUAAUACAGGUAAUCCGAUUGUAUACGAUUUACUUACGAAUGCCUAAAUAAUACUUAAUUGAGUUUUCACAAGUCAA